This is a messenger RNA of Nicotiana tabacum (common tobacco), 2292 nucleotides long. The record is from RefSeq and is a predicted model, not a curated record. Lineage: Eukaryota; Viridiplantae; Streptophyta; Magnoliopsida; Solanales; Solanaceae.
UCUUCUACAAAAAAAAAGACGCACACACACACAUAGAAGGGGACAACGGACAUAGGAAAACAGAGGAGAGUAACAUAGAGGGAAACGGAGAACAGGAGAAAGGGAAUUCCUUUUCGGAUUCCAUUUUUUUUUAGCUCAAAAUCAGACUUUCUUUUGACCUCUGCACAUAGAGACGACAGAAGACAUCACCGCACAUUGAACCACCAUUUCUCUGUCCCUGUUUUCGUUUGAGGUCGAAUUUGGGUUUCCGUUCGAAGGAGACAAAGACGCCGAUUCGGUUCAAGUUUUUCUUUUGAUUCAAGUUCAGUUCGUCGACUGUGAGCUUGAUUUUUGCUCCUUGAUCUAAAUCAAAGGAAAAUUACUCUGUUUCGAGCUCUCAUCUGUUAAAUAGGUUCUUUGAUGUCGGACCCUAAGGCUUCAGCAGAUGAACACUAUGUUUCCAUUCCUCGCGGUGGCCCUAUUUACAUUUCCGACAUGGUUGGUCCACUCACUAAGGUUGCUGACUUUGAGGUCAGCAUCUUCCGUGAACUUGAGCGGCUCAAGGCAGAGUUGUCCGUUGAUUCACUUGAAAUGUUUGAUGAUGAGAUAUCGGUUGAGGAUCUUAAAACUUUCAGUGAAGAGGAAUUGGUGGCUCAGGCCUUUGAAGAAGCAUUUAAGGACGAUGAGCUGACCAAAGAAUCUUCACAAACUUUGACAGAGCACCUUGAUACAAGGUCAGAAAGAGAAGUGGACUCUUCUACUAUUCAUGAUCCCUCAGACAAUGUCGCCCUCGACAACAAAGGCUCAGAUAAACGCAAGUCCAACAAGAGGAAGCGGGGGAAGAAUGUUCGUCAGAAGAAUGCUGUUGAUGAAGACUAUGUUCUGAAGGUGGAACAACUUGCAAAAAUUAAAGAAAAACAAGAGGAAGAGAAAGCAGCAGCAAGAUUGCAUUCUUUCAAUGGUAGUUGCGGCAGCAGCCACUCUGCUUCAACAUCUUCCAGUAAGAGUGGGAGAAUGACAUCACUCAAGUCAAUAAGUUCGGGAACAAAGGUGAGGGCAGCAAAUGCUCAUGGACAUAUUGCAGUGCAUUUUCCAGAAGUUGUCCUCUGUAUUGAGGUUUAUCAUUACAAAAAGACAUGGGUAAAAACGCAAGAAUUUCUGGUCCUUGGGCGACAAUUUUUGACGGAAAUGAGAGACAAGAUAUAUUGUAUUACUGAUGAGAUAAUGAAGAACACAGGCCAGAAUGAUCCUUCGGGCUAUUUCCUUGUGGAGGAUGUCUUUUGCAAUGAUUUUAGGCAUCCUGCUGCUGUAAAUUAUAGUAAGCCAAUACUUAAUUGGCUUCAAGAUUCUAAGAGUGAGGCGCUGGAAAAAUGGGAAUCUAUCGCCUCUGGUGAACUGCCACAGAAACAAAAGGCACUUUUAGGCAGUAAAAUUGGACCACAAUUGCCCCAUUUCAAGACCGCUAAAAUGCAAGUAACUCGUUUCUGUGACUUAAGAUUUCGACUUGGUUCUGGAUAUCUUUAUUGUCACCAGGGGGAUUGCAAGCAUCAAGUUGUAAUAAGAGACAUGAGGUUGAUACAUCCAGAGGACGUACAGAACCGAGCCGCUUAUCCAUUGAUCACCUUUCAGCCGAAGUUGCGGUUCCAGAAAUGCUCUGUUUGCAAGAUUUUUAAAGCAGUUAAGGUGACAGUUGAUGAUAAAUGGGCUGCUGAAAAUCCUUGCUACUUUUGUGACCUUUGCUAUUACAUGCUCCACUAUGUAAACGGGUCUCUGCUUUACGAUGAUUUCUCUGUGUAUGAAUAUCUCCAUGAGUAACUUUAAAUUAGAAGAGCUGACGUGUGGGUUAGGUGCAUGUCACGGGUUCCAACCCUGCCGCUAACAACACUGGUAUUUAAGUGGAGAAGAAUAGAGGACGGCCAAAUCCAGACGUUGCUCAGGACUCUGCAAGCAGUAUUCAGUUUCACACAGAUAUGCAAGUUCAAGCCAAAGAAUGUAUAUAUGCAAGUUCGAAGUUUCACACAGAUAAUAAAUACUAUCAUCCAAUUUAUGGAAAAUAGGUUUCAGUUUCUCUUUGUUUAUUGUUUUCAGAACUGUUUGUUCAGAGUUCAACUACAGAUUCUAUCCUCUAACGUUAUACCAAAUUAAAAUAUUAACUACUGCACUGGUCUGUUUGGUUUAUCCUUUUCUUAGGUGAAUAUUUUUGGAAGUUGAAAGUAGUGGUAUCGAGAAACGGGAAUGGAAAAGCUUUAGUGAAAAAAUUGAACAUGUAUUUCAGAUGUGAGAUUGUAACGUUUUCGUUGAAUUAUUACUUAA